Molecule: messenger RNA, 1262 nt
Organism: Xylaria bambusicola
Lineage: Eukaryota; Fungi; Ascomycota; Sordariomycetes; Xylariales; Xylariaceae
Exons: 1
Coding region: 349-756 (135 amino acids)
Biological process (GO): mitotic spindle organization
Cellular component (GO): dynactin complex
Molecular function (GO): dynein complex binding
Source: RefSeq, a predicted model, not a curated record
CGUCGAGUAAUUGAUCUGAGGCACUUGUCGAAGGCUCCCAAAUGGCGACAUCGUGAUUGGCCCAGGGGAGCUUGGAGUGGAGACCCGUGGCAAGCAAAGCUUGUCUGGGCCACUGACAUCGCUUCCCGGGUUAGCUCGGGUUAGCGGGUAUCGGCCUAUCGGGUACAUACCGAUUGAAAGCACAUUGUCCUGCAAUGCUCGCCCUCCUAUUGUUCACGAACAAGUGUAGGUGCUACAGCGUUAGCAUGAGCUGUUCGAUGAUUUCGGGACUCGAAGCAGCUAUGAAGACUGAUAUCGCCUAUUUAUGAGCAGGAGGCCUAACAAGGAACAAGCCCAACGUCGCGUACCAUGUCGUCUUCCACCAAACGACAAUCCGUUCUCCCGCGUGUCCAAUCUGGUCCUAAGGCACCCGUCAACUUCUCUUCCUCGAUCACAAUUGCCGAUUCUGCGUUAUUAACCGGCAACCACACCAUCAAUAUCAGCUCCGAGUCUGUAGUCCAUCCACGCGCGAAGCUCGACUCAGCCAAUGGCAGGAUUACUAUUGGUCGGAGGUGUAUGGUUCACGAGCGAACGAGUAUCGGAGCAGUCUCAGCUGACCCAACGCCGAGCGAAUCCCGUGAUGGGGUCGUAAUAAGUGACUACGCUACAGUUGAAACCGGAGCCAUCAUCGAGUCCGGAGGUACCAUAAUUGGUGAGGGAUGCCAGGUGGGUGUAGGGAGCCGGGUCGGCAAAGGUGCACAGUUAGGGAAGGUUUGAUGGCCUCAUUGUGCAAAAGCUCUAUCUACCUUGCUGAUAUGUGCGUCACAGCAUUGCGUCUUAACACCAAAGAGCGUGAUUGCUCCCGGAGAAGUGGUACCCGACUUCACUGUGGUUUACUCGAACGGCACGAGACGACUCGAUAAGCGUGGCAUAGCAGACUUGAAGAACAGGGCUCAGUCACGGCAGAUAGAAGUUCUGAGGAAGUUGAUACCCAGCAAUCCGGCGAAAUUUCAAUAGUGAUACCCACGUCUUUCCCCCCUUCUUUUUUCUAUCUAUAUAGAACAGCAGCUUAAGAGACCAAUUCUUAGCUGCUCCUAUUUUUGCAGAGACUGGCGAGUUUCUUGUCAAGAACACAGAGACUAGUUUCAGUAAAACUCUUCCCACCUGCGCUACAACCGAAGUAUUUGACUAUGAUCUGAAAGACCCACUGCUACUCGUCCAACCAGCUAACAACACUACCAUAUGGCCGCUUCAGCUGACCGUUGAAGCUUUUGGUAAUCAAA